CCCCCCCCCCGGGCCAUGGGCUCAGCGCCGCCGCCUCCACCCGGCUCCAGCUCGGCAUCAUCAGCAUCAUCGUCAGGUGGUCGCCGCCACUCGUGCUACCUGUGCGACUUGCCGCGAAUGCCGUGGGCCAUGAUCUGGGACUUCUCACAGGCCGUGUGCCGCGGCUGCGUCAACUACGAGGGCGCCGACCGCAUCGAGCGGGUGAUCGAGCAGGCGAGGCACCUGAAGCGGGCGCACGGACUACCACAGGCCCAGGCUCAGGUACAGGCCCAGGCCCAAGCCCCGCCGCCGCGUUCUCCCGCUCCCCGGCACCCGCACCGCCUGCUGCAGCUGCCCGACUACCCUCCGCCGGGGCCUGGUCCCGGGCCUGUACCUUCCCGCCCUCUCCUCGGGCCCGCCGCGCUGCUAGGCCUCAACCCCAUGGGCCUAGAUCCCGGCCGCCGGCCCGAGUUGGAGCGGGCUCUGCGGGACAAGCCGGGCCCUCCUCCGGCCGAGCCGCUGGCCGAGCUAGGCCGCGCCUUGCGCCACCGAGCCGAGGAGUGGGCUGGAAAGCCGGCCGCCGUCAGGGACUCUCUCCUCGGCCUGUCCGAGUGCGCACCCGUCGCCCUCCGCCUGCGGGCCGAGCCGUCGCUGGGAGCCCGAGUCCUGGCCUUCGAUGCGGCCGAGAGGCCCCAAGACCGGGCCCUGGAGUUGCGGCUGCUGGUCGAGUACCCGCCCGGCUCGGGGUCGGUGCAUUGCGGGGCUGCCGAGGCCUGCCGCCGGAUGCUGGGCGACUGCAACAAGGAGAGGGCCUGCAGCCCUGGCCUAGAGGGCCUGGAAUACCAGAGGAGGCCUGGAGGCAGCAGUGCAGACUGGAGGCCCCUGUCCCACCUACUGACAGAGGGAGCCCGACUCUUCAAGGAGCCCGUGCCAGCCGAGCUGAUGCCCGAGUCCCAGGCGGGUGGACUGGGGUUGCCCAGAGCCGGGCAUCGUCGCCGUAAAGCUUCUCCGGACGGGGAGCCUGAAGCUGGCAAGGCAGCGGCAGGAGACGGGCAUUCCUGGGCAUCGGUGGCCGAAGGGGCCGUGGGUCAAUCGCCCGUCGCCCUGGUCAGCAGCAGCGCUUCGGACCCCAAGGACGGCGGGCAGGCGGUCCACUCCACCACGGCGCUUGGGCAGAGGCGCCUGACCCCGCGUAACGGGGAGCCGGGCGCCCCCGAGGCCGGGCAGGCCGGCGAGCCUCAGGGGGCCCCCGAUUCCUCCAACGGGCCCCUGUGCUGCACCAUCUGCCACCAGCGGCUGGAAGACACCCACUUCGUCCAGUGCCCCUCCGUGCCCGCCCACAAGUUCUGCUUCCCCUGCUCGCGGGAGAGCAUCAAGGCGCAGGGGGCCGGCGGCGAGGUGUACUGCCCCAGUGGCGAGAAGUGCCCGCUGGUGGGCUCCAGCGUGCCCUGGGCCUUCAUGCAGGGGGAGAUCGCCACCAUCCUAGCCGGCGACAUCAAGGUGAAGAAGGAACGAGACCCUUGACCCACCCGUGCAUCAAUGCGGAUCCGCAUACACAAACUGGCACCGUCUGCACUUCUUCCAAAGGACUGAGACAUUUCCCCCAACCAAAAAACUAUGAGACAAAUGGGAUUAACAUCCACUGGCAGAGCCCUGGAACAAACUUGACUGCAGCAGGGACUGCCAGCUUUGCUCAGGAGAGCAGAGAGAGGUGCCAUUGCCACGUGUGACAGCACAGUCAUUGUUUUCAAUCAGUAGCCUGUCCAAACCUGGUUCUUCCACGAGGCCUCGACCUGUAUCACAAGGAUGUGCUGCGCCUUCAGAAUGAGGACUGGUAUCCGGUCAUUAACCCUGAUCUGGAGCAUCUUCCCGUGUUCAUCAAGCUUUUAUCGACAUGCAUUUUAUGUGUGUGUGUGUGUGCGCGUGUGUGCCUGUGUAUAUAUGUCGUGCCACUUUUCAGUCUGACAAAUAUGCUGAUGCAGAAGGGCGCCCAAGCAGAUCCGAUCGCUUGACUUUGCCUGCUGUUGCCCUCGUGCCUGUGUGUGUGUUGCCUGUCCAUGCUUUCGGCAGCAGUGAAGGUUCGGGCGAAGUUUCUCUGAGAUUAAGAAGGAACUGCAGGUGCUGGAAAAACGCAGGUACACAAAGAUGUCCCGAAACGUUGCCUAUUUCCUUCGCUCCAUAGAUGCUGCUGAACCCGCUGAGUUUCUCCAGCAUUUUUGUGUACUUUCUCUGAAAUUAGUUGCCCCAGGUUCAGCUCGAGUUGACAGCCGGAUUUACAGUCAGCCGCAGUCUUUGUCUGCUGGAUCAGAUUUGUAUUGCUGUCAAAAGAAAUCAGUCGGGCCUGUCUCAUUGGACUGUCAGAGCAAUGAAGAGUUAAGUUUGGCAAGGGGUCGUGGGUGUUGCUUGUGUCCCUGACUCAGCCUUUGUUUCUGGGGCAUGGCUACAAACCAGUUGCCGGCAGGGUCUCCAAUGCUGUCUGAUUUGACCUGAAUUGUUUGAGCACAGCAAGCACUUCUCAUUUUGUACCUCCCCUCUCCCUUUCACACAAAGAUUAAGGAAGGAAGGGAUUUGUACGGGAGUUUGGUCGACCCUGGUCAACGAUCAGCCUUGGGGAGGUACUGGUGGUUCUAGUUGAAUGGUGCUGCCUCUGUGCCCUGUGUGCAGAGAAGAGUCAACCCCCUCCCAAACCUCACCUGCACCAGCGGCCGGCAGCUGCCCGACCAGCUGAGUUAAAACUCAACGAGCGGCAGUCUUAAUUUCUAUGUCGCCAGUGAGCUGAUACCUCAACCAGAGUUUGGGGACUGGAUGAUUUCACAUCUGGGGGGGGGGAUUUGAUGUUUAAUAAGAACAAAACAUAGAAAAUAGGUGCAGGAGUAGGCCAUUCAGCCCUUCGAGCCUGCACCGCCAUUCAAUAUGAUCAUGGCUGAUCAUCCAACUCACUAUCCCGUACCUGCCUUCUCUCCAUACCCCCUGAUCACUUUAGCCACAAGGGCCACAUGUAGCUCCCUCUUAAAUAUAGCCAAUGAACUGUGGCCUCAACUACCUUCUGUGGCAGAGAGUUCUCAAACUCUCAAGAAAUUCUCAAACUCCGCAUGAAAUGUGUAUCCAAGCCGCCACGGUUUUA
Molecule: messenger RNA, 3103 nt
Organism: Leucoraja erinaceus (little skate)
Lineage: Eukaryota; Metazoa; Chordata; Chondrichthyes; Rajiformes; Rajidae
Product: interferon regulatory factor 2-binding protein-like A
Exons: 1
Coding region: 16-1503 (495 amino acids)
Biological process (GO): regulation of transcription by RNA polymerase II
Cellular component (GO): nucleus
Molecular function (GO): transcription corepressor activity
Source: RefSeq, a predicted model, not a curated record